Molecule: messenger RNA, 1261 nt
Organism: Sebastes umbrosus (honeycomb rockfish)
Lineage: Eukaryota; Metazoa; Chordata; Actinopteri; Perciformes; Sebastidae
Product: oocyte zinc finger protein XlCOF22-like
Exons: 2
Coding region: 181-723 (180 amino acids)
Biological process (GO): regulation of transcription by RNA polymerase II
Molecular function (GO): DNA-binding transcription factor activity; RNA polymerase II cis-regulatory region sequence-specific DNA binding
Source: RefSeq, a predicted model, not a curated record
AAGAAGAAGAGUUCUCCACUAAAGAAACAGAGAGGCACAAACAAACCCAGAUCUCACCGCUGUGACCGGUGUGAGAAGAAAUACCAAAAAUCACAUCAAUUAAAGAUUCACCAGAGAGUUAACACCGGAGAGAGACCGUACAGCUGUGACCAGUGUGGGAAAGAGUUCACUACUGUCGGUAUGCUCAGACGACACCAGCGUUCACACUCUGCAGAGAGACCGUACAGCUGUGACCAGUGUGGGAAAGAGUUCACUACUGUCGGUAUGCUCAGACGACACCAGCGUUCACACUCUGGAGAGAAGUCGUACAGCUGUGACCAGUGUGAGAAAGAGUUCACUACUGUCGGUAUGCUCAGACGACACCAGCGUUCACACUCUGAAGAGAGACCUUACAGCUGUGACCAGUGUGAGAAAACAUACAAAACACAAGGAGUUCUAAAAAUACAUCAGAGAGUUAACACCGGAGAGAAACCGUACAGCUGUGACCAGUGUGAGAAAGAGUUCACUACUGUCGGUAUGCUCAGACGACACCAGCGUUCACACUCUGAAGAGAGACCUUACAGCUGUGACCAGUGUGAGAAAACAUACAAAACACAAGGAGUUCUAAAAAUACAUCAGAGAGUUAACACCGGAGAGAAACCGUACAGCUGUGACCAGUGUGAGAAAGAGUUCACUACUGUCGGUAUGCUCAGACAACACCAGCGUUCACACUCUGAAGUGUGAGAAAACAUACAAAACACAAGGAGUUCUAAAAAUACAUCAGAGAGUUCUCACCGGAGAGAAACCGUACUGGUUUCAGGAGUGUGGCAGUAAAUCCAUAUCAGCAGGAGGACUACAGAGUCACCAUCGAAGAUAUCACGCUCGAGAGAAACCGCAUCACUGUCGGCAGUGUGACAAAGAGUUCAGGACGUCAGAAGACCUGAAGAGUCACCAGAAAGUUCACACCGGAGAGAAACCAUACAGCUGUGAGCAGUGUGGGAAAAGCUUUUCUCAGUCCAGUAACUUCAGAACCCACCAACGCAUCCACAGUGGAGAUUGUAAAGAAGUGCACGUGACCUUUAUGUGCAUGAAGUUAUAUGCAGAGAGACAUUUACACAUCUUCAUCCGGUUCAUGAGAAUAUAUUUACCUUAUAUACCUUACAGUUAAAGUUUAUAUGCGUGCUCGCGUGUGUCUCCGCUGUUCAGACUCAGACUCCAACACAAACUCCAGUGAAGCACCAAAACCUCUUGGUUGUAUCUAGUGAAGCCCGUCUGUUAAACA